Diospyros lotus (date-plum) is the source of this 4166-nucleotide messenger RNA. RefSeq lists its product as uncharacterized. The record is from RefSeq and is a predicted model, not a curated record. Gene Ontology annotation, molecular function: lipid carrier activity. NCBI's taxonomy places the organism in Eukaryota, Viridiplantae, Streptophyta, Magnoliopsida, Ericales, Ebenaceae. Gene Ontology annotation, cellular component: membrane. The transcript has 39 exons. The coding region runs from base 92 to 3940 and encodes 1282 amino acids.
GUGUGUGCGAGAGGGUACCUCACCCUGCCUUCUAUACUCUCUCACUCUCUCUGCAACGCGAGUCGGCAACGGCUAUCUUUCCUUCUGGGCGAUGAAGCUCUGGUCCAGCGCAACAAUGGAGGCCCUCCCAGGGUUUCGAGUUUCGCUGUGUGUGCUCCAGGUACUUUUUAUUGUGUGUGUAUCCAGUGCAGAAAGAUAUGAUAAUGGGUUACUUUUGACAUCCCAGUCAACAUCGGGGAAAAUUCAUGCUGAAGGAUACUGUUCAAUGUAUGAUAUUUGUGGAGCACGUAGUGAUGGGAAAAUGCUGAAUUGCCCCUAUGGUUCCCCAUCCAUUAAGCCAGAUGAGCUGUUGUCAUCUAAGAUCCAAAGUUUGUGCCCAACAAUCACUGGCAAUAUCUGUUGUACAGAUACUCAAUUUGAAACAUUGAGGUCUCAAGUCCAGCAGGCAAUUCCUUUUCUUGUAGGUUGUCCAGCAUGCUUGAGAAAUUUUUUGAAUAUUUUUUGUGAACUUACUUGUUCUCCCAAUCAGAGCCUGUUCAUCAAUGUGACUUCUGUGGCCAAGGUUGAUGGCAAUAUGACCGUGGAUGGGAUUCAGUAUUAUAUAACUGACAUUUUUGGUGAAGGAUUAUAUGAAUCAUGCAAGGACGUAAAAUUUGGUACCAUGAAUACCCGAGCAUUAGAAUUUAUUGGUUCUGGUGCUAAAAAUUUUAAAGAGUGGUUUGCCUUUAUCGGCAGACGAGCUGGCCUUAGUAUGCUGGGUUCACCAUAUGCAAUUGAUUUUCAGCCAGCUGCUCCUGAGUCAUCUGGAAUGAUACCUAUGAAUGUCACUACUUAUUCAUGCAGUGACACUUCUCUUGGCUGUUCCUGUGGUGACUGCCCUUCAUCUUCCGUUUGCUCUAGUUCAGCUCCUCCUUCCCCUGGCAAAAAGGCUUCCUGCUCAGUGAGAAUUGGGUCUAUUCAGGCAAAAUGUGUUGACUUUUCUGCAGCAAUUGUGUACAUCGUAUUAAUUAUGAUGUUUCUAGGAUGGAGUUUCUUUUAUAGAAAAGGGGAGAGCAGUCCAGCUAAUUGGACUAAACGUUUCUUGAACGUCACUAAUGGUUGUGAAAUGCACUCAUUCAGUCAGCAAAAAGAUGAGACUCUGCAGAUGGCUGAGGACAUUCCUCAAACUACAAAAGGUGUUCAACUUUCAGUUGUGCAGGGAUACAUGUCCAAAUUCUACAGGAGAUAUGGAACAAUGGUUGCUAGGAAUCCAGUCCUGGUGUUAUGCUUGACAUUAGCUGUUAUUCUCAUGCUUUGUUUAGGAUUAAUCCGUUUUAAAGUGGAGACACAACCUGAGAAGCUAUGGGUAGGACCUGGGAGUAAAGCUGCGGAAGAGAAAAUGUUUUUUGACAGCCAUCUGGCCCCUUUUUACAGAAUUGAGCAGCUUAUAGUAGCAACAGUUUUGGAUGCAAAUGGCAAGUCCCCAAGCAUUUUGACUGAAGACAAUAUAAAAUUACUUUUUGAAAUACAAAAUAAGGUGGAUGGAAUUCGAGCAAAUUAUUCAGGUUCAUUGAUAUCUCUAGCUGAUAUUUGUAUGAAGCCACUUGGCCAAGAUUGUGCCACUCAAACUGUUCUACAGUACUUCAAAAUGGAUCCCAAAAAUUAUGACAGCUAUGGGGGCGUUGAACAUGUUGAGUAUUGUUUUCAGCAUUAUACUUCAGCAGACUCAUGCCUAAGUGCAUUUAAAGCCCCUCUUGAUCCAAGCACUGCAUUAGGAGGUUUCUCAGGGAAUAACUAUUCUGAGGCUUCUGCAUUUAUUAUAACAUAUCCUGUAAACAAUGCUGUUGAUAGAGAAGACAACAAGACUAAGAGAGCAGUAGCUUGGGAGAAGGCCUUCAUUACAUUGGCAAAGGAUGAACUCUUGCCAAUGGUGCAAUCCAAAAACUUAACACUCUCGUUUUCAUCAGAAAGUUCUAUUGAGGAGGAAUUAAAAAGAGAAAGUACUGCAGAUGCUAUAACUAUCUCGAUUAGCUACCUUGUGAUGUUUGCUUACAUAUCUUUGGCUUUGGGAGAUUCACCUCGUUUCAUCUCAUUUUAUAGAUCGUCCAAGGUCUUACUUGGUCUAUCGGGAGUUAUUCUUGUUAUGCUCUCUGUUCUUGGAUCAGUUGGGUUUUUCAGUGCUGUUGGAGUGAAAUCUACACUCAUCAUUAUGGAAGUCAUUCCUUUUCUGGUGUUAGCUGUUGGGGUAGAUAACAUGUGCAUUCUGGUACAUGCUGUUAAGCGUCAGCCAUUGUCAUUGCCUUUAGAAGGCCGAAUAAGCAAUGCGCUUGUGGAAGUUGGACCAUCUAUAACAUUAGCUAGUCUCUCUGAGGUUUUAGCAUUUGCAGUUGGAAGUUUUAUUCCUGUGCCAGCAUGCCGUGUGUUUUCUAUGUUUGCAGCAUUAGCAGUACUCUUGGAUUUCCUUCUGCAAAUUACUGCUUUUGUUGCCCUGAUUGUUUUUGAUUUCAUGAGAGCUGAGGAUAACAGGGUAGAUUGCUUUCCUUGUCUUAAAAUUUCUGGAUCACAUAUUGAUGCUAAUGAAGGCAUUGGCCACACAAAACCUGGAUUACUGGCCCGAUAUAUGAAGGAGGUUCAUGCACCCAUUCUGGGUCUUUGGUGGGUCAAAAUAGUUGUUAUUUCUGUCUUUGCUGCUUUCGCAUUGGCUAGCAUUGCGUUAUGCACAAGGAUUGAACCUGGUUUGGAACAACAGAUUGUUCUUCCCCAUGACUCUUAUCUUCAGGGUUAUUUCAAUAAUGCUUCAGAAUAUCUCAGAAUUGGACCGCCACUAUAUUUUGUUGUGAAAAACUAUAAUUAUAGUUCAGAAUCGAGACAAACUAACCAGUUGUGCUCCAUUAGCCAAUGUGAUUCAGACUCUCUUUUAAAUGAGAUUGCAAGAGCAUCUUUAUUACCCGAGUCAAGUUACAUUGCUAAACCUGCUGCAUCAUGGCUUGAUGAUUUUCUUGUAUGGAUGUCUCCAGAAGCUUUUGGUUGCUGUAGGAAGUUCACAAACGGAAGUUAUUGUCCCCCAGACGACCAGCCUCCUUGUUGUUCAUCUGAUGAUGGUUCUUGUGGACUUGGUGGAAUAUGCAAAGACUGUACCACGUGUUUCCGUCAUUCAGAUUUACAAAAUGAUCGGCCAUCUACAUCACAAUUUAGGGAGAAACUUCCAUGGUUUCUAGCCUCUUUGCCUUCUAAUGAUUGUGCAAAAGGUGGUCAUGGAGCCUACACAAACAGUGUGCAAGUUGAUGGAUAUGAAGAUGGUGUUAUCAAAGCAUCAGCUUUCCGAACAUAUCACACACCUCUCAACAAACAAGUUGACUAUGUCAAUUCAUUGAGGGCAGCACGAGAAUUCAGUUCCAGGGUUUCUGAUUCUCUGAAGAUGGAGAUAUUUCCAUAUUCAGUUUUCUAUAUGUUUUUUGAGCAAUACCUUAACAUAUGGAGGACAGCGUUGAUCAACCUUGCUAUAGCUAUUGGUGCAGUAUUUGUUGUUUGCUUAAUUAUAACAUGGAGUUUUUGGAGUUCAGCAAUCAUUUUACUCGUCUUGGCAAUGAUUGUUUUGGAUCUAAUGGGUAUAAUGGCACUUCUAAACAUUCAACUGAAUGCAGUGUCUGUUGUUAACCUUGUAAUGUCAGUGGGCAUUGCUGUUGAGUUCUGUGUGCACAUUACUCAUGCUUUCACAAUAAGCAGUGGAGACAGAAACCAACGGAUGGAGGAGUCUUUGUCUACAAUGGGCGCUUCUGUCUUCAGUGGGAUUACGCUGACAAAGCUAGUUGGGGUGCUUGUGCUUUGCUUCUCAAGGACUGAAGUUUUUGUGGUUUAUUAUUUCCAAAUGUACCUGGCCUUGGUUCUUCUUGGUUUCUUGCACGGCCUUGUAUUUUUACCUGUAUUAUUAAGCAUCUUUGGUCCACCUUCAAGGGUUUAGUCAUGGAGCAAGAUCAACUGCCUCCUGUUAAAAUCCCAACUGUAAGCUAGCUGACAGUGGAUUGACUAUAGGAGCUCCAUUAAUGGGGUUAAAAUUUUGCUGUUCCUUUGGUAGUAUUGCAUGUAAAAAAAUCAGUGGGAGAACAGGUUCCUGUAUUUAUUAUCCUAGAUCCAUUGUAAAAAUCCAUCUUUUUUCUUUCUGAAAGAAAAGAAAAAAGUUAAUUGUA